CAUGUAUUUGGGUCCUGAACGAGGGCAACUGCGGGGAAGAUCUUCUGUAACCUUGCCUUAAAAGGGAGCACAUGGGUAGAUGCGGACUCGCGGGAAUAAGCGCUGGUUCCCGGUUUCGCUUUAAUACGCUCGCAUUCCAGCUUACUAUACGGAGACGGGCCGAACGAUGUAGUACAAAAGAUAUCUAUUGUCAGCAUGCCGCCGCCAAUAGUCGAGCUCGCCCGCCUGCAGACGGAGAACAGGAACCUUCGGAGCGCCAACAUUGACCGGGUGUCCACGCAGGAACUCUGCAAGAUCCUCAACCGCGAGGACUCCCUAGUGCCGGCGGCUGUUGAGCCCUGCAUACCCGUCAUUGCAGAGGUGAUCGAUGCUCUGUCUGAGCGUGUCCGAAAUGGUGGUCGAGUCUUCUAUAUCGGCGCCGGGACAAGCGGGAGGCUUGGAGUCCUUGAUGCUUCGGAGAUACCUCCGACAUACUCAGCGCCUCCUAAUCAGUUCGUUGCGCUUAUAGCCGGAGGCGACCAUGCUCUUCGUCACGCGAAGGAGGGUGCCGAGGAUAGCAGGGCCGGGGCCGAAGCUGAUCUAGAGGCCCUCAACUUGAACCCCCAGGUCGACUCCCUGAUUGGAAUUGCUUCAUCUGGACGAACACCGUACGUCUUGGGCGGGUUGUCCUAUGCAAAGAUUUUUGGGUGCAUAACCGUUGGGCUCGUCUGCGUUGAGCCCUCGGCGGUAGGAGAUGAGGGGAAUGCAGACUACCUAAUCGCUGCAGUAACUGGGUCGGAGGUCGUUACUGGUAGCACCAGAAUGAAGGCAGGAACGGCGACGAAGCUGGUGCUUAACAUGAUCAGCACCGGGAUUAUGAUCAAGCUGGGGAAGACGUAUGGCAACCUGAUGAUCGAUCUCAAAGCCACAAACCUCAAACUCAAGCAACGUGCCAAGAAUAUUCUCAGGUUCAUCGGCGGUUCAAGCUGCCCUCAGUCGGAUGAGGAGCUUGAGCAGAUUCUCGAGGCCUGUCGUGGGAGCGUGAAACUCGCAGCAGUCACAAUCGUCUUGAAUGUAUCGGUGGCCGACGCUGAAGAUCGCCUCCAGCAGAACAAGGGCAUCCUGGCUCGCCUCUUUGAAGAAGAAGAAGAGAAAAUCCAGAAUCUGCAUUUGCAGAACGGGAGCCAAGACGAAGGUCUAGUCCUGUGUGUGGAUGCUGGAGGUACCAGCUGCAAAGCCGUAGUCAUGUCGAGGGAUGGAGGACUGGGGAUGGGCACAGCAGGACCUUGCAAUGUGUCAAACAUUGGCCUUGAUGCUGCCACCUCGGCCAUCUCCGAAGCAAUCCAGGAAGCGUUAAAUGCUUCCGAAGCGACCAAGGGGCGCCCAUUCCAGUCCGUAAAAUUCUUAUCCGCCUGGGUAGGCAUGGCUGGUUAUGACAGGCCUUCUAUGGCUUCGUUGGUUGACACGGCGCUGUCUGAGCUAUUGAGGCUACCCCUUGGAGAGCGGUUACGGGUGACCACUGACAUCGACCUGCUCCCGGCAACCGUAGCGUCACAACUUGAUCUCGACUCCGUUAUCGUUAUAGUUGCCGGGACUGGCUCCGUUUCCAUGAGCUACAAGAGAAACGGUGGAGGUUUCCAGCGAACGGGGCGUGCUGGGGGCUGGGGUCACCUCCUGGGUGAUGACGGAUCAGGCUAUGGCAUUGGGCGAGAAGCUCUUCGCAGAGCCUUAUAUUCCUCUGACCUAUACCGUAUGCGCAACAAGUCUGGGGUCAUCACUGACACAGGGCUUCCCCCACUGUCGCGGGCCAUCUUUCAGCACUUCAAAGCUCAAUAUCCAAAGUGCGAACCAGACGACCUCCUCAGCACCAUCCUCGUCCCAGACUCGACCCUCCACCAGGCGGACGACGCAACUCUCGCGACGACCAAGCGAAUUGCCGGAGUUGCGAAGCUCGUCCUCUCAAUGGCUGACUCUGACGAAAGUGCGAGGCAAAUCGUCGAUGCUGGGACGGCAAGCCUGGCGCAGCUGGCGGCGUUGCUCGUCCAGACUCAGAAUAUUGAUCCGUCAAUAUCGGGCCUUAUACUGGCUGGGGGGCUGACCGAAGAUAACCAGUUCAAAGCCAGGCUGCUUAAAGCCGUCGAGGAGAGGUGUGGCAGGUUCAAGCAUGUGGAAGCUGUGAGCCAGCCGGCAGUUGCUGGGGCACGAUAUAUGCUCCAUUAUAGCACACAAUCCGCAGCUGAUAAUUAGAGGUUAGAGAUGUGUGUUGGGCUCAGCUUGGACGAUAUACAGUUAUAGAUACCGAGUAAAUAGAGAACCCAUUGCCUCAGCGUUGCAAGCAAGUGCUUUUGGCCUUCCAGAGUUGAACCCAGUGCAACUUCUGUCACGGCCGCCACACUUUCUUGUAUCUGCUCUGUUCUAUUAAGAAGACAAAUAACAUAUCAAACAUGGCUAAACAAACAUUCAAGACCAAAUGCACACCCUGAGAACAUUCUGAACGUAAUUAUGGGGAGGCUGAAGGGAUAU
Phialemonium atrogriseum is the source of this 2502-nucleotide messenger RNA. RefSeq lists its product as uncharacterized. The coding region runs from base 196 to 2226 and encodes 676 amino acids. Lineage: Eukaryota; Fungi; Ascomycota; Sordariomycetes; Cephalothecales; Cephalothecaceae. The transcript has 5 exons. Gene Ontology annotation, molecular function: carbon-oxygen lyase activity; enzyme inhibitor activity; enzyme binding. Gene Ontology annotation, biological process: negative regulation of glucokinase activity; glucose homeostasis; response to fructose. The record is from RefSeq and is a predicted model, not a curated record. Gene Ontology annotation, cellular component: nucleoplasm; cytosol.